CUGAUUUGAAUCCCGUAAAAACUCCUCUCUAUUCUCUGAUUGAAUCGGAUCUAAAACCCCCUAGAAUCUUCAAAUGUCUGCGGCGGCGAAAUUGAGUGAGAAGGGCCAAUCAUUGGCCCUAACAUCACAAUCUUCCACCUCUUCUUCUUCUUCGACAGAGAUGACAAAAACCGUCUGCUUUCGUGCAAUUUGUAAAUCUCAUCAAUCGUACUGGUUUGCGGUUAAUAUUUCCUUCGAAGCCGAAGAAGAGUUGGAGAGCAAAAGAAAGGGAAGAGACGCAGAUGAAGAAGACUUGAUGGCCCGCUUCUGUGGACGUCGUCAUCACCACUUCGAUGGCGUGACUUAUGGUAAGUUCCCAACCCUUGAACAUGAUAUCCAACCUUACUCUACUGCUAAAUUGUCACACCGGUCAUCCUGGGCACUCAUGGGCUCUAAAUUAUAUUGUGUUGGUGGUUCUUUGCACGAACUUAAUAAGUCUAAGAAAAAGAAAUCUGAUUAUUCUCGUUUAGUACGAGUUUUUGAUUUCAAUUUCCCACACAAUGGCUGGAAUAAGAACCUUUCACUGAUGAUCAGUCGCAGAGAGAUGCCUGGUUUGGCGGUCUUAGAUGGAAAACUCUAUGUUUUUGGCGGUACAGGGUGGUGUAAUAAGAAGUCACCGUGGGCUGAGGUUUAUGAUCCCAGUGUAGACAAAUGGGAAGCCUUGCCUCAACCUCCCCCUUAUAUUAUAGAUACUAUAGAAGACACACCAAGUUUUGUUGUGGCUCUCCAUAAUUUAAAAAAGAUUGUUCUUGAUGAAUAUCUGUUCGAUGUGAUUACUAGUUCCUGGGAGAUUUUGAAGGAGGAUUGUCGUGAUUGUUGUGAUAGAGCUGUUAACCAACAACCCGUGGCAGUACAAGAUACCAUAUAUUGGUGGUCAGAUAGAUACGGGUCAGAUGGAUAUGAAUCACUCGGAGGAUGCCCAUAUAUAUAUAUGCCUACGAUUUUAGUGAGAUGAAGCUGUUUCAAGGGCCUCUAAAAGGUUUAGAGCAUGAUACUGUGAUCUCGGAUUCCCGGUCCAAUCUUUUACACAUGGGGGGUGAAUGUUUUUGUCUGCUUUGGUGUCACGGCCUUACCAAAACGCAAUACCAUUGCACCCAACUUCAAGUCUCCAAACAAGGCCAAGGAGUUUUGAAUGCACGUGUACUCUCAUGCCAAUCUUUUCUCGCUCCUGGAAAGACUUCUCUUUUUCAAGCACAAAUGCUGGGUAUUUCUUUGCAUGAGGAUAACCGACAGGAUGAGGCAAGUGCAUCCCUAGAAGUAGCCAGCAACAAUGGUAGAAAAUUGCAGGAUGUGACGAACCAUCAGCUAUACUAGUCUAAGCUAACAUAAAACUUAUGUAGAAGGGGUAUUUCUUUGCACGAGGAUAACCGACAGGAUGAGGCAAGUGCGUCCCUAGAAGUAGUCAACAACAAUGGUAGAAAAUUGCAGGAUGUGAUGAACCAUCAGGCUAUGCUAGUCUAAGCUAACAUAAAACUUAUGUAGAAGGUAAAAAAUAUUUAUUACAUUUGGGGAUCACCAAGGAAGAAUUUCAUGCAAUUACAAGGUUUACCAGCUGGGCGGUAGAUGUUGACCAUGGUUCAGAUCUUCCUAAAGUUCCUGAUGUCAAAUUGCAUCUAGAGUCAAUGGAGAUUAAAGAAUGUGGUGGAGAUGCAAGUGGAGUUGAAGACAUUGUGAGGAACAUGAAAGCAGUUGAAAGGACAGUCUUGGGGUUUAUGUGCAAGCAUUAUUGACAUGGGAAGAUUGAUGUGGGUCAAGGAAUGUGGUUUAGAAACAGAGUUUGUCAUAUAUAUCCCAUCAAGCAUUUCUCCUAAAAGCCAUUUACUGAUUGCCAGACAUACCAAUCGAUUUUGAGAUGUCUUUGUUUUUUCUUUUAUGUAAGGUUGUAUGAUUUCCAAUUUUGCUAGAAUGUGCUAUUGUAUGACACUCUUAUUCAAGUUUUGAAAUGAGGAGUAGAGUUCUAGAA
This is a messenger RNA of Quercus robur (English oak), 2002 nucleotides long. RefSeq names its product F-box/kelch-repeat protein At4g19870-like. The record is from RefSeq and is a predicted model, not a curated record. The coding region runs from base 74 to 994 and encodes 306 amino acids. The transcript has 5 exons. Gene Ontology annotation, molecular function: protein binding. Lineage: Eukaryota; Viridiplantae; Streptophyta; Magnoliopsida; Fagales; Fagaceae.